This is a messenger RNA of Penicillium salamii, 1830 nucleotides long. The record is from the annotation of a GenBank genome assembly. Lineage: Eukaryota; Fungi; Ascomycota; Eurotiomycetes; Eurotiales; Aspergillaceae.
AUGAGCGACGAGGAAAGACCAUUAAAGAGACCGCGCUUCUUCACAGAUAAUAAUUUGCCUUUGAAUAAGGCUCGAGAUACCGACGCGUUUUCAUCCUGUCCACCGACGGAACAGCGCCAUGAGGACGUGCUUGAGAUUCGGUCCGUUGAUCGCAUUCCGGAAAGCUCACCCGGUUUAGAAGCCCCCGAGCAAGAAUCGGGACAAUGUCUGGCGGAGACAUCAAAAACACAACCUUCGAUCUCGGAACCCGACUCCUGCCUUCCACAUGCGGCCGAACCAGCGCAACCCGAAGGGACUACGGACACGUCGAACACAACCAUCGAAGGAUUUGACGUUGACCUCUUCACCAGCAUUGUGGGGGAGCAGCUCCCCGUGGAGUCGAUUAAAGCAAUACAGUCGGCAGCCUCAAACAAUAUUGAACAAGCUGUCAAUGUAUACUUCGAUGGUUCGUGGAAGAAGCCCGCACGAACCAAUAGUGGAGCUCUGAGCAAUGGCCGACUAAACCCCCAGCGGACGAACCCUGAGCCGCAAAGCCCGAUAGAAAAUCAAUCCGUCCUCCGAAACCACCCAGAUACGAGAUACGUUGGCGCGUUUGGCGUGGGGGGAUGGGCGACCAGGAGUGGCCUUGCGGUUCUCAAACAUGGAGAUCCCGUGAAGAUCGAACGUGCACGCUCACAGCCAACCAUGAAGCGUGGCCGAGGGGGCAAAUCAUUCGUCAAUCACAAAAGCGAUGUCUUGACUCGGUUCACAAACACAUCGGGCCAGGAGGUUGGACGGCUGCCCCACGAGACUGCCGAAUGGGUCUCUACCUUGAUAGACCAGAAGAUUUGUUGUUUCGAAGGAGUCUGUGUAUAUGUGCCUGACGUGGUGCGCGUGAACGACACUAUAUACCUACAACUUCGAGUAUUCUUGCGAAAGGAGGCAUUCCAGCAUGGUGCAUUUGCCGCUUUGAACCAGGAUGACAACAGAUCUACUGGAAUGUUUGAAGAAAAAGAAAACACGGAGGAGAAAAACCUCCGACUUCGUCAAGUCUCUCUUGUAAAAUUGUUCCAGGAGAUCAACCUACAUCCCACAUCUACGAACCCAACUACAGAGAAGCACAAGCGAGAUGGAAUACUGCGGGCCGCUGAAAUUGCGGAGCAGUAUGACGGUGUGAAAAAGGAAAAGGAUAGACCGAAAUCGUCCAAAGAUCCAGACGACUCAUCUGAUGAGAAUGACACGGAAGAGCUAGAAGAGGAUCAGCUCGACACGCUGUAUCAGAAGGCCCAGUCGUUCGAUUUCAACAUGCCUGGAGCUGAUCCUGCGCCUAGCUUCAAGCUCGACCUUAGGAAAUAUCAACAGCAAGCCCUUCAUUGGAUGUUGUCCAAAGAAAAAGACGCCAAAGACGAGCGAGAAAAGUCAAUGCAUCCCUUGUGGGAAGAGUAUACCUGGCCCACAAAGGAUGUCGAUGAAAGGGAUUUGCCUCGGAUCAAGAACAUCGACCACUUCUAUGUCAACCCGUAUUCCGGAGAUCUGAGCAUUGACUUUCCUGCCCAGGAACAACGCUGCCAAGGUGGCAUCCUGGCCGAUGAGAUGGGUCUUGGUAAAACCAUCGAGAUGCUCAGCUUGGUUCAUUCACAUGCGAUCGAGCCUGACCCCCAAGUAUCCAAUGGUCUUACCUCGGUCAACGAUCUUGCUAGGAUGCCAAACUCUGCUGGAGUGGUUUUUGCACCUUACACCACACUGGUUGUCGCACCCACAUCCUUGAUCUCACAAUGGGAAAGCGAAGCUCUCAAGGCCGGUACAUUGAGAGUAUUGGUGUACUACGGUAUGCAACAGCUCCUCAGGUGA